AUGACGAACGCGAUGCUAUCCUCCUCCCCGCGCGCGAUCGCGAUCGCGCCGCGGUCGCGCGCGUCGAACCGCGACGUCCGCGCGCCGUUCUCCGCGGCGCCGCGGUCGCGGAGAAGAAACGAACAAGAUUAUCAUUCAGCGCGCGCGUCGGGAUCUCGCCGCGUCAGCGUCGUCGUCGCGGCCGCCGCGGCGGACGCGAAGGCGGCGGAGGCGGACCUCCCGCCGUCGGACUGGGCGAAAGAGUGGCGCGCGCGAUUUGACGCGGAGAAAGUGUUCCACUGCGACAAGGAAGGCGCGUGCGACGACAAGGAGAACGCGGCGCUCGUCGACUUCAUCGUCGCGGCGAGCGCGACGCUGGCGGACGUUCCGUCGCGAUUCAUCGUCGUCGGCGACGGCGGCAUCCUCGAGUCCGUGCGACCGUGGCCGAAAACCCCGCGGUUCGCCGAGCUCGGCGCGAAAGGGACGUGCUGCACGCUCGCGAGCGACGACAAGACCUUCGAGGCGCACCUGUUCCUGUCCAGGGUGCGAGAGGUCGCGCUCGCGAGGAGCGAACGCGGCGGGAGAAAGAUCUACGCGAUUCGGUUCUUCGGAGAGGAGGCGGCGCCCAUGGGGACGGUGCCCGUGCCGACGCCGAAGACGAUGAUGACGGUCGUGCUGCACGGCACCGGCGAGGGCGGGGAGGUGCCGGCGGAGGCGGUGGAGAAGUGGGAGAGCCUCGCGAAGGUGCUCGAGGAGAAGGGCGGGAAGCUGUGAGAGGCGCUCCAGGAGUCCAGUCCUAGUCCGUCGUCGCGCCCACCGUGGCACUCCGCAGUGCUCUGACUGAGAUCAAAGUUGGCGCGCCGCGCUUAUU
Molecule: messenger RNA, 850 nt
Organism: Micromonas pusilla CCMP1545
Lineage: Eukaryota; Viridiplantae; Chlorophyta; Mamiellophyceae; Mamiellales; Mamiellaceae
Exons: 1
Coding region: 1-753 (250 amino acids)
Source: RefSeq, a predicted model, not a curated record